AUGGGGAAAAAAUCAGUUUAUAAAAGUAAUGAUGAUGAUAUCGAAAGUCAAUCGUUAUUAGAAUCAUAUGAUGAUAAAAAAGAAAGAAAACAACAGAGUGUUUCAGAUCAAGAAUAUGGUAUGAAAAAUGCAAAUAGAGAGUUUAUACUACCAAAGAAAAAGACAAUUAACGAGGAAGAGGAGGAAGAAGAAGAGGAUAUUAAGGAGACAGUGUUUUUUAAUUAUCAAUUAGAUAAAACCAAAAGAAAAUCAAUUAGAACUUUUAUUCAAAUCAUUUCACUUGUAGUAUUACUUGGUUAUAUUAUAUCGAUCAAUGCAUUGUAUUUUAGUACUCCUGCUAGAAGUAUAAUAUUUUAUCCAACAAAUACUACAAGUAAUUCAAAUUCAGGUAGUGCCGGUACAUUAACAAGCUCAGAAAUGGAAAGUCAAAUUGCAAAUAGCUUCAACAUGUCCUAUUUUUAUUAUUAUUCUUCUUUUGAUAUUUUGUUACUAUCAUAUUUCUUGUCAUUGUUUUGGUUAUUAUUAAUAUUUUCAGAUAAUUAUAUAUAUCACGUUGUUUCCUAUAUAAUUUCAAUAAUAGCAUUGGCAUAUACUAGUACAAAAGCGUAUUUCACGGUAACCAAUAUUACAAAAUUAGAACAAUCAAUUAGAAAUGCUACUAGCACUACUACAUUCGAUAUUCCAACCAACAGUCCAAUUUUCGAAAGUUCAAUAGCUAGAGAGAUCACCAUCGUAUUGGUUUUGGUGGGUAUCCCAUUGAUUGUGAUAUUUUUAUUACUCCACAUUAUAACCAUUCAAUUAAGCUAUAGAAGUAGUCGUAGAAGAGCCCAAAGAGAAAAAGAGUUUUUUGAUCAAGAGAAUGAGAAAAAGAGAUUGAAUAAAAAAGUUACUGUUAAACACUCGAAUCUCAAAAGACUUAUACAGUUAUCAAGACCAGAGCUUCCUAUAAUAUUGUCAGCUAUGGUUGCUUUGGUAAUUAGCUCGCUUACAUCCCUUGCUAUGCCAUAUAUGUUUGGUCAAAUCGUCGAGGUAAUUGCAACUACUCAUGACUUUAAUGCUUUAAAUAGAGCUACCCUAUCAAUUGUUAUUAUUUUUAUCAUUGGUUCAGUGGCUACUCUUAUCCGUUCAUGGUUAUUCUAUCUAGCUGGCCAAAAGUUUGUUGCACGUAUCAGAAGAAAUUUAUUUGCUGCUAUUGUCACCCAAGAGGUUGCAUUCUUUGAUCAAAAUAGAACUGGUGAAUUAGUAUCUAGAUUAUCAAGCGAUUCACAAGUCAUUCAAAACAGUGUUACUGUUAAUGUAUCAAUGCUAUUCCGUUAUACAAUUCAAAUCAUUGGUGGAAUCAUUUUAUUGUUUAUUACAAAUUGGAAAUUAACCUUAUUAAUGUUAUCAAUUGUACCAGUUUUAGCUAUUGCAACAGUAUUUUAUGGUAAAAAAAUCAAACAAUUAGGUAAACAAUUCCAAGACGAAUUGGCUAAAUCAUCUACUACAGGUGAAGAAGUAUUAUCAAAUAUUAGAGUUGUACGUUCUUUUAGUAAAGAGCAAAAGUUUAUUGACCUAUAUUCAAAAGAUAUUAAUGGUAGCUAUUUAGUUGGUAAAUCUUUAGCCGUUGCUACUGGUGUAUUUAGUGGAAUUGUAUUUUUGGUAGCCCAAUUAGCUAUUGCAUUAAUAGUUUGGUAUGGUGCUGUACAGGUACUUAAAGGUUCACUAAGCACUGGUAGUCUUACAAGUUUCCUUUUAUAUACUUUAAGUUUAGCAAUGGCUUUGGCCUUCGUUAGUAGUUUAAUGACCGAUUUCUUAAGAGCAAUUGGUUCAUCUGAUAGAAUCUUUGAAUUGUUCGAUAGAGUACCAGCCAUUCCAACAUCAGGUGGUAAAGUACUAGAUAACGCUGUUGGUGAACUCGAGCUUAAAGAUGUCGAGUUCUCUUAUCCAUCACGUCCAAAUGAAAGAAUAUUAAAAGGUAUCAAUUUGAAAUUAAAAACUGGUAGAGUCACAAGUCUUGUAGGUCCAAGUGGUCAAGGUAAAUCAACAAUCUUAUCAAUGGUAGAAAGAUUCUAUGACCCAGAUAAUGGCACAAUUACAUUGGAUGGUGUUGAUAUUAAAGAGUUGGAUCCAGUUUGGUAUAGAGGUAUUAUAGGUUAUGUUAGUCAAGAGCCAGUAUUGUUUGCAUGCUCCAUUAAAGAGAAUAUUAUGUUUGGAAACCCAAAUGCAACAAUGGAACAGGUUAUCGAUGCAGCAAAGAAAGCUAAUGCACAUUCGUUCAUUGAAGAGUUUGAACAUGGUUAUGAUACCUUGCUUAAUGAAAGAGGUAUAUCAUUGUCUGGUGGUCAAAAACAACGUAUUGCAAUUGCAAGAGCAUUAAUUCUAGAUCCAAAGGUAUUGUUAUUAGAUGAAAGUACUAGUGCUUUGGAUGCAGUUUCAGAAAAAUUAGUUCAAGAGGCUAUCGAUAGGUUAAUGUUUAAUAGAACAGUAGUAGUAAUCGCUCAUCGUUUAUCAACAGUUAUUAAUUCAGAUGUCAUUGUUGUUAUAGAUAAAGGUGAAAUUAAAGAAUCUGGUACACAUCAAGAGCUAUUAUCAAAUCCAGAUGGUAUUUAUCACAAUUUAGUUAAAAGACAAUUAUCUACAAAUUAA
Molecule: messenger RNA, 2628 nt
Organism: Dictyostelium purpureum
Lineage: Eukaryota; Evosea; Eumycetozoa; Dictyosteliales; Dictyosteliaceae
Gene: ABCB1
Exons: 2
Coding region: 1-2628 (875 amino acids)
Biological process (GO): transmembrane transport
Cellular component (GO): membrane
Molecular function (GO): ABC-type oligopeptide transporter activity; ATP hydrolysis activity; ATP binding
Source: RefSeq, a predicted model, not a curated record